Mycosarcoma maydis (corn smut) is the source of this 3678-nucleotide messenger RNA. RefSeq names its product putative GTPase/general translation initiation factor eIF2. The transcript has a single exon. Gene Ontology annotation, molecular function: translation initiation factor activity; GTP binding; GTPase activity. Bases 1 to 3678 code for a protein of 1225 amino acids. Lineage: Eukaryota; Fungi; Basidiomycota; Ustilaginomycetes; Ustilaginales. The record is from RefSeq and is a predicted model, not a curated record.
AUGGGAAAGAAGAAAGGCGCCAAGAAGGGCGGUGCCGGAGACUUCUGGGAUGAAGCCGGCGAAUCCAUCGAUAGCAACAACUCUGCUCUCAACGACAACAAUGAUGAUGACCACCUCCCCGCUCACAAGGCCAAGAAUCUUUUUGCUGCAAUGUCACUCGAUGACGCAGAGGACGAGCAGGACGAGCAGGAAGAGCAGGAAGAGCAAGAACCUGCCGCGCCUGCAAAGAAGGACCACAAACAAACCUCCAACGGUAACAAGGCCGAUUCCAAGCCAACUCCAGCAUCAGCACCCGUCGCCGAUGAUGGCGACGACGACAAUUACGGCCUGAUGGGUGCCAUCAAAAACGCUAGCAAAAAGGGCAAGAAGGACAAGAAGAAAAAGAAGAAAACCGACGACUUUGACUUUGACGAGUUCGCCCAAGACGUCAGCGGCAACGCUGCAGCUCCUGCUGACGCAGAGGCCGAGGCAGACAAAGACCUCGUCAGCAAGGCUCCUCUCCAAGGUACCAUCGAUGACAUGCUCGAUGAUGAGUUCCCAGAAGACAAGACUCAGAAAAAGGGAGCGCAGAAGCAAGAACAAAAGCACACAGACGUCGCAGAUGAUGCCGACAAUGUUCAAGACGAUGACACCCCACGCAUUCUCACAAAGAAGGAGAAGGAGAAGCUCAAAAAGGAAAAGGAGAAAGCCAAAAAGAAGGCACAAGCCGCUGCCAAGAAGGCUGCUUCAGCAUCACAAACCUCCAAACAGGAUGUAGCGGACGAUGACGCCAACGACGACGAGGCUGCCGACGCGUCCAAGGACGACGCCGCUGACGCUACCCCAGCGUCAACAUCUGAUAAGAAGAAGAAGAAGAAGGGCAAGGGCGCCGAGCCUCCCCCGCCAGCUACCCCAGCACCUUCCGCCGCCCCCAAAAAAAUGAACCCACAACUCGCUGCGCUUCAGGCCCGUAUCGCCGCCCAGAAAAAGGCUGAGGAGGAGGCAGAGCAGGCCAGGCUCGAAGCUAUUCGCGCCGAAGAGGAGCGCGAACGUCUCGAGAAGGAAGAAGAAGAGCGAAAAGAAGCUGCCAAAAAAGCCAAAAAGGAAAAGGAGAAGGCCAAAAAGGAACAGCUCAAGAAAGAGGGCAAAUUCUUGACUCCCAAGCAAAAAGCCGAGAGGGCUGCUGCAGAAGCCAGGAUGCAGGCCAUGAUUCAAGCUGGUCACAUCAAGAUCGAAGGUCUAGAGAACCGCGAGGCUGGCGGCUCCAAGCCUACAGCCAAGAAACGUGCCGUGGUCGAAAACCGAAAGAAAAAGGGCCCACAGAAGCGCGACGGUGGUCUUGCUGUUCCUGAGCCCGUGGCUGCCGAGUCCAAGGAAGAGGAGGACAAGCCACAAGCCACAGCUGCCAUUCCUGAAAGCGAGGCUGAAUCUGCUCAGAAGAAUGCUGAGGUGGUCAAAGCUGACGAGCGCGCAGCUGAGCAAGAUGAACAAGUCAAAGACAGCUGGGAUGCCGAAUCCGAGGACGAGGAUAUCAAGGACAGCUGGGAUGCCGAGUCGGACGACGAUAAGACUGACUCUCCCGUCGCCGCCUCCAAGGACGCAGCUGCCCCCACCAAGUCCAAUGGCAAAGAUGCUACAAAGGCCAAGAAGGCUGCUGAGGACGACGAGGCUCAGGAUGAGGACAACGACGACGACGACGACGAUGAUGAUGAUGAUGACGACGACGACGAUGACGACGACGAGUCUGACAGCGACAACGAUGACUCGGAGUCCGAAUCUGACGAGGAUGACGGCCUCACCUCGGCUCAGCGUCAAGCCGCUGAGAGGAAGUCUGCCGCCGCUGAACGCAGAAAGGAGCGCACCGAGCAGGCCAUGGCUGCACGAAGCCGCGACGACCUCCGAUCGCCCAUUUGCUGUAUUCUCGGACACGUCGACACGGGCAAGACCAAACUUCUCGACAAGAUUCGUCAGACCAACGUUCAGGAGGGCGAAGCCGGUGGUAUUACGCAGCAGAUCGGUGCCACCUACUUCCCCACCGAAGUACUUCAAUCCAAGACCGCCGUUCUCGACAAGGACUCGCCAUUCGAGUACAAGGUUCCUGGUCUCCUCGUCAUUGACACACCAGGACACGAGUCUUUCACCAAUCUUCGUACCCGUGGCUCUUCGCUCUGCAACAUCGCCAUUCUCGUGGUCGACAUCAUGCACGGUCUCGAACCUCAGACCAUCGAGUCUAUUCGCUUGCUCCGAGACAAAAAGACGCCCUUCAUCGUUGCCCUCAACAAGAUCGACCGUCUCUAUGGCUGGGAGCCUAUCCCCAACAACGCCUUCCGCGACAGUUUGGCCAAGCAGCAGCGGGCAACCCGCAAUGAGUUCGACGAGCGUACCAACCAGGUCAUCGUCCAGUUUGCCGAACAGGGUCUCAACGCAGUGCCCUACUACGACAACAAGAACAUGGGCCGAAACGUUAGUCUUGUUCCCACCUCGGCCCACACUGGUGAGGGUAUUCCAGACAUGUUGCGUCUCAUCAUCGAGCUCACCCAGACGCGUAUGAGCGAGAAACUCAUGUACCUUUCCGAGCUCGAGUGCACCGUGCUCGAAGUCAAGGUGAUCGAGGGUCUCGGGACCACGAUCGAUGUCGUCCUCUCCAACGGUGUCAUGCACGAAGGCGACCGCAUCGUCGUCUGCGGUCUCAACGGACCUAUUGUAACGCAGGUGAGAGCACUGCUCACACCGCAACCUCUCAAGGAGAUGCGUGUCAAGGGUGCCUAUGUGCACCACAAGAUGGUCAAAGCUGCGCUCGGUGUCAAGAUCGCCGCACCCGAUCUUGAAAAGGCGAUUGCCGGUUCCAGAUUGUUGGUGGUCGGCCCUGACGAUGACGAGGAGGACCUCAAGGAUGAAGUGAUGAGCGAUCUCAGCUCGCUCAUGAACUCGAUUGACACCUCGGGCCGCGGUGUCUGCGUGCAAGCAUCGACGCUUGGUUCGCUCGAAGCUUUGCUUGAAUUCUUGCGUGUCAGCAAGAUUCCUGUCAACGGCAUCAACAUCGGCCCCGUCUUCAAGAAGGACGUGGUGCGAUGUUCGACCAUGCUCGAAAAGGCCAAGGAGCUGGCCGUCAUUUUGGCGUUCGAUGUACCCGUCGACAAAGAAGCCGAAAAGCUCGCCGAGGAGCUCGGAAUCAAGAUCUUCACCGCCAGGAUUAUUUACCACCUCGAGAACGACUUCACCAGGUAUCACAAAGAGGUCAUGGAUGGCAAAAAGAAGGAAGCUUCGGGAACCGCAGUCUGGCCUUGUCGACUCAAGACGAUUGCCUGUUUCGCCAAGCGUGAUCCUAUCAUCCUUGGCUGUGACAUUAUCGAUGGCACGUUGCGCGUAGGAACGCCGCUUUGCGUAGUGAAAACGGACGCGACCACGCGAAAGAAGACGGUGGUCCAUCUGGGUAAAGUGACGUCGCUCGAGAUCAACCACAAGGAGCGCGAUGUUGUGCUCAAAAAGGAUGUCGGCGGUGGUGUCGCCGUCAAGAUCGAGCAUGCCGUGCACGAGUCGGCCAAGAUGUUCGGCCGUCACUUUGAGGAGAACGACGUGAUCAUUUCGCACAUCAGCCGUGCUUCCAUCGACGCGCUCAAGGCUCACUUCUGGGACGGCAUCUCGACCGACGAGAAGAAGCUCAUCAAGAAGCUCAAGGGCGAGCUUGAUAUCCCGUAG